AUGUCGAACAGCUCGUUGGCGCUGACCGUCAACUGCACGAAGCCACCACAGUCGGCGAGCUCAGAUGCCGGCAUCUUGCUCGCCUUCAUCAUUACCGCCGCCCUCGCGCUCAUACUCUCCGCCUUCAUCGUCCUCUCCGAGAUACGCGCCAAAUCACCGCGAAACAUAUCCCGCAAGAUCCUGUCGGGCCUCAGCGAUCAACAGAUCGUCGAAGGCAUAGCAAUACAAGUCAUCGGGCUUGCGCGAAUCAACAGCAUGAUACCAUAUCAUUUCUUCAUCAUCUGGAUGCUUUCGCUUCUAUCCACUGCCACCAACUUUGCGACAUUACUUACGCUGGUGCAGGACUUCAAGCGCGACUGGGUUUUGAGAUGGCUGAGACAGUUUGCUAUGUUCGUCAACAUGGUCCUCACGAUUGUCUUUGGCGUUUUCGUGCUGGAAACAAAUCUGAAGAAGAUGGCGCCUACAUUGCCCAUGGCGUGCGUGUGGCAGGACCACGCUCAAGACAGUGAAGCGCAGAGCAAUAGUACAUUGAGUGUCAUUGGCACGAUCGCAGUCAUAGCAGCGAGUUGCAUCAUCUUCAUCCUGGGCAGCUGGUAUCUACACCUUCGAAAGCAGAUUUGGGGUGCAACUGUCAGGAUUAUCAGCUUAGUCGUCCUCCUGGCUAUGGCGAUAGGAGCGGCUGUGCGAGUGAUGGUUAUCUCUCAGGCUUUCAGCGACCCCCCGGUCAACCUUUCGGAUACAGGAGAACGUGUCUGGAGCUUUGGACAGCUUCUGACCAUGCUGCUCUUGAUACUGCCGUUCGUCUCGGCACUGGAAAUCUUCAGAGGCGAGUUGCAAGUACCGCAGGCCAACGCUUUCGCGGACUCAGAUCAGGCACCUCUCACCGGUGGUGAUUCUGAAUUGAAGCCCAUGAACGGGCGCUACACAUAUCAGCCAAACCCGAUCUUCAGGUAA
Messenger RNA from Pseudocercospora fijiensis CIRAD86, 954 nucleotides. RefSeq lists its product as uncharacterized. The coding region runs from base 1 to 954 and encodes 317 amino acids. Lineage: Eukaryota; Fungi; Ascomycota; Dothideomycetes; Mycosphaerellales; Mycosphaerellaceae. The transcript has 3 exons. The record is from RefSeq and is a predicted model, not a curated record.